GCGGAUGCAGGCUGAGGAGAAAGCGCAUCUUAAGUUUAAGGACACCAACGAUCGCCUUACUUUUAUAUUACUGUUUACCAGUGUGUCCGCGUAUAGUCAGAAGAAAUAAGAGAUGUUAAAGACCCUAAUUUACAUUCUGUAACCGGCUUUGUAAGUUCUGGGUAUCUUUACACUGUCAGAGUCGUUUAGAUUUUACCUCAGUCAGUCAACGGUAUCCAAUUCAUCUAAGCAAACGGACAGAAGCCAGUGGCAGCGUGCGCUUCUUAUAUAUCGUUUAAUCGUACCACUUUUGUUUCCUUUUAGAUGUUUUUAUUCAAUGAAGAAUUAUUUUGUAACUUCCUUCGGUGAAUUCCGACAGAGCUGUCCAGGAUGCCUUGGAUAAGCGCUUCACUGCCGUGGAGUUAUAUUGGGGAAAGCGCGAGGAUCUGACUAACAAACUAAACCACACUGCGGCACGGCAAAGAGAUAUAAACGCUUUGCGACCGACCGACCGCUUGCAGAGUCGCAGGAAUGUUAUAAAAACGUUAGUUUUGCGCGGGACUGGUGGACUAAGAGUCGAAUACGGUGAAGAUACAGAGGGUGCGAGGGAACAGAGGGAUAUAAUAAUGGCUCUCGCGGCGGUGUGCCUCAACCUCCUCGCGCUCGCGUGGAUGAACUCGCGCCAGGUCCACGGAAACAACCGACACGCCGUGUACUGGAACAGCUCAAACAUACACUUGCGGAGGGAAGGCUACACCGUCCAGGUCAGCGUCAACGACUACCUUGACAUCUACUGUCCACAUUAUAACCAGAGCCAGCGGGGGUCGCUGGAGCGGGGCGUGGCCGAGCAGUACGUUCUUUACAUGGUCAGUUACAGAGGUUACCGCACCUGCGACCCACAGAUGGGCUUCAAACGCUGGGAGUGCAACCGACCGCAUGCACCCCACGCCCCAAUUAAAUUCUCUGAGAAAUUUCAGCGUUACAGCGCUUUUUCGCUAGGGUACGAAUUCAACGUGGGCCACGAGUACUACUAUAUAUCUUCACCGAUCCAUCACCAUGGACACAGCUGUUUAAGACUGAGGGUGUUUGUCUGCUGUUCAACAGUCUCUAAUGCAGACGAGGACUCAAAUCAUAGUCCACCAGACUAUACUGUCAGACCCAAACUGAAUGACAUUGAUGAGUUUAACCCCGAGAUCCCCAAACUGGAGAAGAGCGUCAGCGGCAGCAGUCCGUCUGGAGACCGACUGUUGAUCACCGUGGCGACGCUCCUCCUCGCUGCUCUCCUCGUGUCCUAGCAACCGUCGCUCUUGCAUUUCUGCGGCGGCAGGACCGAGCUCUCCGAAAAGAUCGCCUUUCGUUCGACCCGUGCGGGAGAUUAUCCAAUCAGAGCAUAAUUGUAGACUUACCGCACCAAAACAGUGGCCUUUGUCUCCACAAUUUUGAUACACGCCAAACUAAAACCUUAGGACUGAGAAUGACGUGCUCCUCCAAGCAUCGAUUUCAGAAUUUGCCUUCUGAAGGACCAUCCAUACAGUAGAUACACGUGUGGGAAAAAGACACUCCGACAUUCUUUUCUCAUGCUGUGAACCUAUCCAGACCAAGACACUAAAAUGGAGAUCGGUCCACUUUGUUUGAGGGACUCAAGGAGAUGUGGAGACCUUGGAGUUCUGUUGCAGUCCAGUGACGAAACUGCAGACAGAUCUCUCACAGAUCAAUAAAACUCAUCCGACAGUCAGUAAGUUGGGGUGCAAGUUCAUGUAAUCGAUCACAGAGACGCUCAGCUGCUAUUUCUGACAGUUGCCGGGCCGAUGUCAAGCCCGCGAGCUGUGAUGGAAACCAUUUCCAUCUAGUUUCCUAGUUCCUUAAUUUAGCAACUAGAGACACAUUGGUCACUCCAUCAUUUUUAUACAAUGUACUUUGUAUGACCUUUUGGUCUCCAUAGCCGUGUCUCACGUAAGGUUAUAUGUUAGGCUGUUCAUGAUUAACAGGAUUUUGAGACAGAACGAUAGCUAGGCGGUUUUGAUUUCGUUUCCUGCAGUAUGUACGUGUGAGAAGGAAGGAACGUGUCACAGAUCAGCAUAGUGACCAUCUUUGUAAGAGCGUUUUUUUUAAUCAAGGAAUUGCAAUGCAGGAUUGGUUUUUACCGCACUAUACAUUUAAACAAUCGCUCUUUGAGUAACUUUAUAUACUUAAUUUAUUGAGUUAUUUAUUUGAUCUGAGUUAUUGUCUGCAUACAUGAGGGAUCUUCCCUUAUCUUUGCUAAUGCCAAAUUAUUUUGUUUCACGUUUUUACAGUUCACGUGCCAGCAAACUUCAUAUAGUAGUUAAUGAAUCUCUAAUGCAUUUCAUAUAUUGCUCUGUUAAAAUAGUUACAUUAUCUCCAUAAGGAGAGUCAUGUUAGGACAGUAUGAGAUCGUCGUAGUUUAUAUUGGUGGGCGGGGUUAGGAAAGGGUUGUAGGGAGGGGUUCUUACAAACGGGCGUGGCUUAACUGACAAUAGCAUUACUCAUACGGCUGCAUGGUCCCUCAUGCAGACAAUGUCAAGAGUAAAUGUCUUUGUAAAUCUGUCUGUGUGUAUGUUUUACGAGUGUGCACUUUACAAGGGACGGUAUGAAUGUGCGCGUAUGCAUUUUGGCCUUUUCAUAUUCAUUCAGAUACACGUUUGCAGGUUUUGAAUAUUCAUGCUUGCGUGAACGUUUGGCCGGUAAGAAUGUGGCGGGGGGCGAUGACGAAAAUGACAGUAUCGAUCGUGUUUACCUUAGAAUGAUUAAACAUGUAAACGAAUCAUGAAUGACAAUUACCAGGAUGAAUCUUAUUAAUAAACCAUUCUUAUUUUAA
Molecule: messenger RNA, 2815 nt
Organism: Paramisgurnus dabryanus
Lineage: Eukaryota; Metazoa; Chordata; Actinopteri; Cypriniformes; Cobitidae
Gene: efna3a
Product: ephrin-A3a
Biological process (GO): ephrin receptor signaling pathway; axon guidance
Cellular component (GO): plasma membrane
Molecular function (GO): ephrin receptor binding
Source: RefSeq, a predicted model, not a curated record